Molecule: messenger RNA, 2005 nt
Organism: Ciona intestinalis (vase tunicate)
Lineage: Eukaryota; Metazoa; Chordata; Ascidiacea; Phlebobranchia; Cionidae
Source: RefSeq
GCAACGACAGCGUACAACUUUAUAAGUGACUACGUGUAUUAUUGCUUUCUAAUCUUCACUGAGAACUAGUAUGAAAAUGGCAACGGAAAACACUAUAUACAUCAACUGCGACAACUUGAGAGAUAAAUUGUAUCGAAACGAUGAAGUUCUUCUGUUGGAUUGUCGAUCAAAUGAUGAAUACAGACAUGGCCACAUCAACGGUGCACAUAACAUUGUUCUACCACAACUUAUGAUGCGACGACUGAAGGCAAACAAGCUUUCAUUGAAAAGUCUUGUACCGCCAAAUUUUCGCCAAGAGAAAGAAGCGUUCUUAAAGAAAUGUACAACUUCUCAUGUUGUGGUGUACGAUCAUUUCACCGCCGACCUUAACAACAACGAUACCACGAUGUUGGCGUUGCUGUACAAUCGAAUGAAGAAUGAAGGCUGUAAUGUGUCGGUGCUAAAGGGAGGCUACACGAAGUUCCAAGUCGACUUUCCCGACUUCUGUUUAAAAGCUGGUACCACUGGAUCCAGUGAUGCAGACGACGAAGAUGGCGGCAGUGAUGAGUCCGCUGCAUCAUCACCAAGAGGAGGACGCUGCUCCCCGCUCUCUCCUCUUACCAUUCAUGCUCCGUCCAUCCUCGGACUUGGUUCCCUGAGAAUAUCUUGUGAUCACGAAGAAGAAGAGUCGGACAGUGUCGAAUCGCGUCUUGGUCGAUCUAGAAGAGACCGCCCAUGCGACAACCAUCGCCACCAUAAUUGCCUCCGUCAUUCAGAUCGUUUCAACAGCGAGGGUGAGUCUGAUGACCCGAACAGUGCUAACUCUCUCUCGUCAAAUGAAGGCAACGUUCCUCUUACCCUGAAACCAAUUCCAUCAUCCCAUCCAUGCACAUGUUGCUCAUGUGACAAGGCACCUCGCAGGACCAUUCCUCAAUCCCCGCAAUGCCCCUCUCCGUCCCCCGCACAUAACUUAUAUGGUGGAGCGUCUGCUCCCGCCGAAAUUCUCAACGGACUUUUUCUUGGUUGCGCUAAAGAUGCCUCCAACGCCGCCGUCCUUGCUGAGCACAACAUUACUUAUAUUUUGAACGUCACCCCGAACCUUCCCAACGUAUUUGAGAACGAUGGCAAAUACAAGUACAAGCAAAUCCCGAUCACCGACCACUGGAGUCAGAAUCUCUCCCAAUUCUUCCCGGACGCGAUAGCCUUUAUCGACGAAGCACGCUCCAAAAACUGCGGUGUCCUGGUUCACUGUCUUGCUGGCAUCAGCCGAUCGGUCACUGUCACAGUCGCUUAUCUGAUGCAGAAACUCAGAUGGUCACUUAACGAUGCUUACGACUUUGUUAAACAAAGGAAAAACAAUGUCUCACCAAACUUUAACUUCAUGGGACAACUUUUGGAUUUUGAAAAAACCCUUGGACUCGGAGAAUACUCCUCUUCCACGGAGAACCCACUCUCCUCCGCCUCCCAAAACCACCCACCAACCCUCUUCUUUACCUCACCCCCACCCCCAACACCGACCCUCACCCUACCCGUUAUGAAGGGUAAGAAACGCGAGCAGAGAUCUGCCUUCAUCCUCCCCAAUCUAUCCUGAUUUGGCUGCGACCAAUACCGUAGUGGAAGAUGGUACGCGAAGUUUCGAAUCCUGAAAGUCGCUUGCACUGUGAGAAGAGACCAACUGGCGCUGGCGUAGAAUUGAUGACGUUAACCACUUAAAUUAUGACGUCACAGAGCAUACGAACGGUGGUCGAAGAUAGCUGAUCGAGCUGCGUAUACCCAUGAGGGUUAUGACUUACUGUGUUGAUUGUCUUCCUAUUUACCACCAGUUGUUUAUCUGAAUGCGUGAUGUCACAAUCUAGCAUUUACCCGCAAUUAUAUUCGUACAAAUGUUUACGAAAAGCGCUGCUUUUUUACAAAUGUGUUUCAAAUUUUGCUAAUAGCACAAGCACCGAUUUUAGCUUUUUAAAUAAUCGUGGCAUUUGUUGUUACUGAUCGAAUUAAUUAUCAAAAAUAAAAAUGGAACUUUUGA